UGGAAAUAUGAUCAGUUUCCUAUUAAGCUACGUUUUUAUCAAGAGUACUUUGGCUCUAGCUUCUCUAGAACUUGAAACUACGAAAAUAGAUUGCUCUGCAAAUGGAACCCUGCAAAAGUGUCCCAGUCCCUGCCCGGAAACUUGUGAAUUUCUGAGCGCAUCCUGUUUCAAUAAGUGUGGUGGCCCUUGUGUCUGCAAAGAGGGCUACAUAAUCGAUCCAGAUCGCAGGAUUUGCGUUCUUAAAUCGGACUGCCCAGCUAGUAUGAGGCAGACCACUCUGCGUAGGCACUAUCCUGUGAAUAUUGAGUACUUUGGUUCCUACAUACUGUUUAACCUAACGGAUUACAAGAGUAUCGAACUGAAGAUACCCAAAGGGUGAAAAUAUAAUAUUAUAAAAAAUUAUAAAUACGGAAUAACGUUUAUUAAAUAUUUGCGUUCUUGAA
Drosophila biarmipes is the source of this 443-nucleotide messenger RNA. RefSeq names its product accessory gland protein Acp62F-like. NCBI's taxonomy places the organism in Eukaryota, Metazoa, Arthropoda, Insecta, Diptera, Drosophilidae. The coding region runs from base 8 to 379 and encodes 123 amino acids. The record is from RefSeq and is a predicted model, not a curated record. The transcript has a single exon.